AUGGUUCGAACCGGCUUUGGCAGCUCCGUCCAAUUGCCAACAUACUUCUUCGCAAAGCGACGAUUGACCCGACACCUGGGGAUGGAAGAAGGCCCUGCUCUCCAUCUGGCCAGCAGUACCGUUUCUGGAUUCGUCGUAUGCUGCGUCAUGCACCCGCCUGACACGAUCAUGUCCCGGAUGUACAACCAGAGUGGAAACCUUUACAAAGGCGUGUUCGACUGCCUCUACAAGACGAUCUCCACCGAAGGUUUCUUUGCGAUCUACAAGGGAUACUUUGCUCAUCUGGCUCGUAUUCUCCCGCAUACGAUCUUGACCCUGAGUCUUGCGGAGCAGACCAACAAACUGAUUCGCAAGAUCGAGGAUCGCAUCCUGCCUGAUUCUCUUCGCGCUAAGCUGUGA
Messenger RNA from Rasamsonia emersonii CBS 393.64, 399 nucleotides. RefSeq names its product Mitochondrial oxaloacetate transport protein. The transcript is spliced from 3 exons. NCBI's taxonomy places the organism in Eukaryota, Fungi, Ascomycota, Eurotiomycetes, Eurotiales, Trichocomaceae. The record is from RefSeq and is a predicted model, not a curated record. Bases 1 to 399 code for a protein of 132 amino acids.